Messenger RNA from Laccaria bicolor S238N-H82, 588 nucleotides. RefSeq names its product ABC transporter. The record is from RefSeq and is a predicted model, not a curated record. The annotation marks the transcript as partial. NCBI's taxonomy places the organism in Eukaryota, Fungi, Basidiomycota, Agaricomycetes, Agaricales, Hydnangiaceae. The transcript is spliced from 4 exons.
AUGGAUCGUGCUCACCGUUAUCCAUGGCCACAGCGUCCAUCAACAAGCUCAACCACGACCUUCGAGUCUCAACAAAACGGGUCAGUUGGCGUCUGUCCGAGUGGUCUUGAGAAAUAUGCAAACAGUUCUGUUGAAUCUAUUGGCAUCGAGCAUCGGAAGCGAACUACUAUUGCUGUUGAACUUGCAGCGAAGCCUAAACUCUUGUUGUCCUUUGACGAACCUACGUCAGGUCUUGACUCGCAAAGAGCUUGCGCAAUCAUGUCAUUCCUGAGGAGUUUUGCAGAUAACGGACAGGCCAUUCUUUUCACGGAUUUCCUCGCCGUUCUAGGACAUGUUUUCGGCAGGUUUCUACUUCUUCAAAAGGGUGGUCGCACUGCCUACUUCGGUGACCUUGGUCGAAACGCCACCACAUUGAUUGAGUACUUUGAGAAGAAUUGGGCACUGCCUAGUCUUGAUGACGAAAAUCCUGCGGAGUACGUGCUGGGCGUCAUCGGAGCUGGUUCAACCGCUACGAGCGAACAAGAUUGGUAUCAACUCUGGCAAUCAUUCCAGGAGUCAAAGGAGACCCAGCGGGAAAUUGAAGCUAUC